CAUGGCUCAGCAUGCACCCCCCCACUCCUGGUUCACAGGAAGAAGGCCUGAAUGACGUGCAGGAGAUGAUCAAAACGGAGAAGUCCUACCCCGAGCGGCGGCUGCGGGGCGUGCUGGAGGAGCUCAGCUGUGGCUGCCACCGCUUCUUCUCCCUCGCUGACAAGGACCAGGGCCACUCGUCCCGCACCAGGCUCGACCGGGAGCGCCUCAAGUCCUGUAUGCGGGAGCUGGAGAGCAUGGGGCAGCAGGCGAAGACCCUGCGGGCACAGGUGAAGCGGCACACGGUGCGGGACAAGCUGCGGCUGUGCCAGAACUUCCUGCAGAAGCUACGCUUCCUGGCGGAUGAGCCCCAGCACAGCAUCCCCGACGUCUUCAUCUGGAUGAUGAGCAACAACAAGCGCGUCGCCUAUGCGCGGGUGCCCUCCAAGGACCUACUCUUCUCCAUCGUUGAGGAGGAGCUGGGCAAGGACUGUGCCAAGGUCAAGACGCUCUUCCUCAAGCUGCCUGGGAAGCGGGGCUUCGGCUCGGCUGGCUGGACGGUGCAGGCCAAGCUGGAGCUCUACCUGUGGCUGGGCCUCAGCAAGCAGCGCAAGGACUUCCUGUGUGGCCUGCCCUGCGGCUUCGAGGAGGUCAAGGCGGCCCAGGGCCUGGGCCUGCACUCCUUCCCCCCCAUCAGCCUGGUCUACACUAAGAAGCAGGCGUUCCAGCUCCGUGCCCACAUGUACCAGGCUCGCAGCCUCUUUGCCGCCGACAGCAGCGGCCUCUCAGACCCCUUUGCCCGUGUCUUCUUCAUCAACCAGAGUCAGUGCACAGAGGUGCUGAAUGAGACCCUAUGCCCCACCUGGGACCAGAUGCUGGUGUUCGACAACCUGGAGCUGUAUGGUGAAGCUCAUGAGUUGCGGAACGAUCCUCCCAUCAUUGUCAUUGAAAUCUACGACCAGGACAGCAUGGGCAAAGCUGACUUCAUGGGCCGGACCUUUGCCAAGCCCCUGGUGAAGAUGGCCGAUGAGGCGUACUGCCCACCCCGCUUCCCGCCCCAGCUGGAGUAUUACCAGAUCUACCGUGGCAAUGCCACGGCUGGAGACCUGCUGGCUGCCUUCGAGCUGCUGCAGAUUGGGCCGGCAGGGAAGGCCGACCUGCCACCCAUCAAUGGCCCGGUGGACGUGGACAGAGGUCCCAUCAUGCCCGUGCCCGUGGGCAUCCGGCCUGUGCUCAGCAAGUACCGAGUCGAGGUGCUGUUCUGGGGCCUGCGGGAUCUGAAGCGGGUGAACCUAGCCCAGGUGGACCGGCCGCGGGUGGACAUCGAGUGUGCAGGGAAAGGGGUGCAGUCCUCCCUGAUCCACAAUUACAAGAAGAACCCCAACUUCAACACUCUUGUCAAGUGGUUUGAAGUGGACCUCCCAGAGAAUGAGCUGCUCCACCCGCCCUUGAACAUCCGCGUGGUGGACUGCCGGGCCUUUGGCCGCUACACCCUGGUGGGCUCCCACGCCGUCAGCUCCCUGCGGCGCUUCAUCUACCGGCCCCCAGACCGCUUGGCCCCCAACUGGAACACCACGGUUAGGCUCCUCCGGGGCUGCCGUGUGCUGUGCAAUGGGGGCCCCUCCUCUCACCCCGCAGGGGAGGUCGUGGUGAACAUGGAGCCGGAGGUGCCUGUCAGGAAGCUGGAGACCAUGGUGAAGCUGGAGGCGACUUCUGAUGCUGUUGUUAAGGUGGAUGUGGCUGAUGAGGAGAAGGAGAAGAAGAAGAAGAAGAAGAAGAAGGGCAGCUCGGAAGAGCCAGAGGAGGAGGAGCCGGAUGAGAGCAUGCUCGACUGGUGGUCCAAGUAUUUUGCCUCCAUUGACACCAUGAAGGAGCAACUUCGACAGCAAGAGGACUCGGGAAUUGAUUUGGAGGAGAAGGAGGAGAUGGACAACACUGAGGGCCUGAAGGGGCUGAUGAAGGGCAAAGAGAAGGCAAAGGCAGCCAAGGAGGAGAAGAAGAAGAGAACCCAGAACCCAGGCCCCGGCCAGGGGUCUGAGGCCCCUGAGAAGAAGAAACCCAAGAUUGAUGAGCUCAAGGUGUACCCCAAGGAGCUGGAGUCUGAGUUCGACAAUUUUGAGGACUGGCUGCACACGUUCAACCUGCUGCGGGGCAAGACGGGGGAUGACGAGGACGGCUCCAGCGAGGAGGAGCGCAUCGUGGGCCGCUUCAAGGGCUCCCUCUGCGUGUACAAAGUGCCACUCCCAGAGGACGUGUCCCGGGAAGCCAGCUACGACCCCACCUAUGGCAUGUUCCAGGGCAUCCCUAGCAAUGAGCCCAUCAACGUGCUGGUCCGCGUCUAUGUGGUCCGGGCCACGGACCUGCACCCCGCAGACAUCAAUGGCAAAGCCGACCCCUACAUCGCCAUCCGGCUGGGCAAGACUGACAUCCGCGACAAGGAGAACUACAUCUCCAAGCAGCUCAACCCUGUCUUUGGGAAGUCCUUUGAUAUCGAGGCCUCCUUCCCCAUGGAAUCCAUGCUGACGGUGGCCGUGUACGACUGGGAUCUGGUAGGCACCGACGACCUCAUUGGGGAAACCAAGAUCGACCUGGAGAACCGCUUCUACAGCAAGCACCGCGCCACCUGUGGCAUCGCCCAGACCUACUCCAUACACGGCUACAAUAUCUGGCGGGACCCCAUGAAGCCCAGCCAGAUCCUGACCCGCCUCUGCAAGGAGGGCAAGGUGGAUGGCCCCCACUUUGGGCCCCCCGGGAGAGUGAAGGUGUCCAACCGCGUCUUCACCGGACCCUCUGAGAUCGAGGACGAGAAUGGUCAAAGGAAGCCCACAGAAGAGCACGUGGCGCUGUCCGCCCUGAGGCACUGGGAGGACAUCCCUCGCGUGGGCUGCCGCCUGGUGCCGGAACACGUGGAAACGCGGCCGCUGCUCAACCCUGACAAGCCGGGCAUUGAGCAGGGCCGCCUGGAGCUGUGGGUGGACAUGUUCCCCAUGGACAUGCCAGCCCCGGGGACGCCUCUGGACAUCUCCCCCCGGAAGCCCAAGAAGUAUGAGCUGCGGGUCAUCGUGUGGAACACGGAUGAGGUGGUCCUGGAGGACGAUGACUUCUUCACUGGGGAGAAGUCCAGUGACAUUUUUGUGCGGGGGUGGCUGAAGGGCCAGCAGGAGGACAAGCAGGACACAGACGUCCACUACCACUCCCUCACCGGCGAGGGCAACUUCAACUGGCGCUACCUGUUCCCCUUUGACUACCUGGCUGCCGAGGAGAAGAUCGUCAUCUCCAAGAAGGAGUCCAUGUUCUCCUGGGAUGAGACCGAAUACAAGAUCCCCGCGCGGCUCACCCUGCAGAUCUGGGAUGCUGACCACUUCUCCGCGGACGACUUCCUGGGGGCCAUCGAGCUGGAUCUGAACCGGUUCCCACGGGGCGCGAAGACAGCCAAGCAGUGCACCAUGGAGAUGGCCACGGGGGAGGUGGACGUGCCGCUGGUGUCCAUCUUCAAGCAGAAGCGCGUCAAAGGCUGGUGGCCUCUCCUAGCUCGCAAUGAGAAUGACGAGUUUGAGCUCACGGGCAAGGUGGAGGCGGAAUUGCAUCUACUCACUGCUGAGGAGGCGGAGAAGAAUCCGGUUGGCCUGGCCCGCAAUGAACCUGACCCCCUAGAGAAACCCAACCGGCCCGACACAGCCUUUGUCUGGUUCCUGAACCCCCUCAAGUCCAUCAAGUACCUCAUCUGCACACGGUACAAGUGGCUCAUCAUCAAGAUCGUGCUGGCGCUGCUAGGGCUGCUCAUGCUGGCCCUCUUCCUCUACAGCCUCCCCGGUUACAUGGUCAAGAAGCUCCUAGGAGCAUGAAGGCCCCUGGCCUCCCUGCAGCUCCUCUCCUGGGCCUAUGCGUUUGCCCCUCCUCUGGCAGGGGCUUUCCCGUCUCCCAGGGG
This is a messenger RNA of Diceros bicornis minor, 3907 nucleotides long. It is a transcript of the gene OTOF, whose product is annotated as otoferlin. The coding region runs from base 12 to 3824 and encodes 1270 amino acids. The transcript is spliced from 28 exons. Gene Ontology annotation, cellular component: presynaptic active zone membrane; synaptic vesicle membrane. The record is from RefSeq and is a predicted model, not a curated record. Gene Ontology annotation, molecular function: calcium ion binding; AP-2 adaptor complex binding. Gene Ontology annotation, biological process: synaptic vesicle priming; plasma membrane organization. Lineage: Eukaryota; Metazoa; Chordata; Mammalia; Perissodactyla; Rhinocerotidae.